AUGUGGUGGAUCCUGCGUCGGGCCCGGCUCACCGGAGCUUCCCUGUUCAGCCAAGCCACAGGGACCAAUAACAACAACAAUGUUAAAACAGAGUCAAGACCGCCGCGUAAAAAUUAUAAUCAAUUAUCAUCAAAUGAAAAACUGGACAACAGACAGACCGAUGAUGUUCACAUCGAGGAAGCAGAAGCCGAAUCAGACGCCAGUAGCACUGACUUGGAUGAACGCGAUACCGGAGGGGUUUGCCCACCGUGCGCGCAUGACCGAUAUAAUAACAACGUUCGUCGACAUGCACAUGAUGACUUCAGUGAUGACACAGAUUACGAUUUAGAUCAAUACUUGCUUAAGAAUGAAAGUCGUCGGAGCUACAAUUUUAGUUUACCAUCGUUCUCUACUCCAAGUUUUAUGACUCGGAGUACGGAAGAGAGCCCAAGUACUGCGAGCAGUACCGCUUCGUGGUUUGAAAAUGUGCAAAAGGAAUAUUUCACACUAAGUAGAACACAGCGGUUUAUGGGCUUUGGUAUAUGUCUAUUCUUUGGAGUGCUAUGUUUUAUUCUAUCAUUCCUGUAUAUUCCCAUACUGCUGCUGCAAGCUCGCAAAUUUGCACUGCUCUUCACUCUAGGCAGCAUGUUCUUCAUCAUCAGUUUCAGCUUCCUCUAUGGGCCGUGGAAUCACCUGAAGUCAAUGUUCAGUAAGGAGAGGGCUCUCACUACCUCUCUGUAUUUACUGACUCUGAUAGCCACAUUGUACUGUGCACUACACCUGCAAAGCACACCGUGGACCAUAGUAUGUGCAGUGCUGCAAGUCGUCGCCCUGCUGUGGAUGAUGAUGGGCUCCAUCCCCGGAGGCUCCUCUGGCAUGAGAUGCAGUGCGUGCGACAGCCUGUUUCCCUCGCUGAUGGCUCUGGAGCACCACAAGGAAGAGUUCCAGCACUGGAGCGACUCCUCAUACUGCUCGCAUUCAGACUCCGAUGACAGCGAUCUGGAGACGUGCCACGAGGACAGGCAUCGAUUACUCUAA
Molecule: messenger RNA, 1017 nt
Organism: Spodoptera littoralis (African cotton leafworm)
Lineage: Eukaryota; Metazoa; Arthropoda; Insecta; Lepidoptera; Noctuidae
Source: the annotation of a GenBank genome assembly